Messenger RNA from Opisthocomus hoazin, 450 nucleotides. It is a transcript of the gene LTC4S, whose product is annotated as leukotriene C4 synthase. Gene Ontology annotation, biological process: leukotriene biosynthetic process. Gene Ontology annotation, cellular component: endoplasmic reticulum; nuclear envelope; membrane. Gene Ontology annotation, molecular function: enzyme activator activity; glutathione transferase activity; leukotriene-C4 synthase activity. The record is from RefSeq and is a predicted model, not a curated record. NCBI's taxonomy places the organism in Eukaryota, Metazoa, Chordata, Aves, Opisthocomiformes, Opisthocomidae.
AUGAGAAAUCAGGUAGACCUGCUGGCCACCGUCACAGUCUUGGGAGUCCUGGAGCAAGCCUAUUUUGCACUGCAGGUGAUCUAUGCCCGGCGGAAGUACAAGAUCUCCCCUCCCGAGACCACAGGUCACCCGGAGUUCGAGCGGAUCUUCAGAGCUCAGGCAAAUUGCUCCGAGUACUUUCCAAUCUUUGUCUCCCUCCUCUGGGUUGCUGGAAUCUUCUUCCAUCAAGGUGUGGCCGCGGCGUGUGGGCUGCUCUACCUCUACACCCGCUUCAAGUAUUUCCAGGGCUACGCCGUGGCUGCGCAGGGACGGUUGGGACCGCUGUACGCCAGCAAGGCAAACGUUGCCCAGCCUCUGCCCCUCCUGAUGGGCUUCACCACCAGGUUUUGUAGCACUGUCUGCUCUGAAACCUCUGACACCUUUGGCUGCGACCCGUGGCGCGCGGGAUGA